This is a messenger RNA of Lachnellula hyalina, 1293 nucleotides long. RefSeq lists its product as uncharacterized. Lineage: Eukaryota; Fungi; Ascomycota; Leotiomycetes; Helotiales; Lachnaceae. The transcript is spliced from 3 exons. Gene Ontology annotation, molecular function: protein binding. The record is from RefSeq and is a predicted model, not a curated record. Bases 1 to 1293 code for a protein of 430 amino acids.
AUGGCAAGGACGAGGGGUGAGCGCGGGGAAACGUCUUUUUCCAGCGUCAUGAGGCAACCCGCCCCAGACGUGGUUGUGUUGGAUUUCGUGGAAGAAGAUGUUCAGGUUAAAGAUACUGCGGAUCCAAAGAAAGACUUGUAUCUAUCUACAAAUGAUGGGCGCCACCAGAGCAAAAUAAUACCCGUCCGUGUUGGUCCCCAUGCCGAAGAAUUUCCCGUCCAUCGAGACAUCCUAAGGAAAUCAGAGUAUUUCAGACGUGCGCUGGAUGGAGACUUCAAGGAGGCUUCUCUCCAGGCCAUUGAUCUACCCGAGGAAGAUCCGUCUAUCUUCAGCUUUGUAGUCUCGUAUCUCUACGAAGAGAAAUUUGUUCCUAUAAAACCAGUCGCGACGGUCUUGGUUGCGGAUCCUGAUAAAGGCAAGGGGAAGGAGGUCAAUCUCGAAGAUGUACACUCGGAUACUGGGGACGGAACAGACACCGCGGGAAGUGCAAGUGACGAGAGUACCAGAAGUCGCCGAAGAAGAGAUCAACGACGUCGGCGACAAGAGCGAGUAUGGGAGCAGAGACAACGAAAAGAACCUGGCAGGCAUCGUCCCGAUUGUGUCUGCGCAUCAUGCACUACAGAGUCAAUCGGGCCUCCAUGUUGGAAUUGUGGUGUUACGAGAAGACCACCACCUCUUCAAAAUCGAUUUUUCACGAACAAUGGCUUGCCUCCUCCUCCGCACCCUGUCCCACGAGCCUAUCCUCCUCGUCCGCGUGAGAGAGAGCGAGAUCGCCGACGUGGGUCGAGAAAUAACGCAGUGAUACCCGAAGAGCCCGUAGUCGAGGAUAGAAUGUUACCGGAAGAUUUGCGAACAUGGUCUUAUGCAUAUUCGCUGUCAAUCGACGUCUACGUGUGCGCCAACAGAUAUCUCAUGCAGGACUUCAAGGCUGCUAUCUCAGCCUUUAUCAUCAACAACUUUGAGAUUGCUGGUCUGGAUGCAGCCCAGCCUUCAGUUCUACAAUCUUGUAAGACGCUGCAUGAUGGUGUCAGCUUAAUGGACCCGCUGCUCAAGAAAGUCUAUGCGAGAGUUGGAUUUUUGCAAGCGCGGUUGUGGAAGAACUUUCGUGAAGAGAUUUCGGCAUUUUAUGAGGAGAAUCCCAAACUCGUGGCUAUCAUUAUGAAGGAAAUGAUCGAGAGAAGGGAAGAGGAUGUCAAGGAUGACCUUCCAGCAAUGGAUCGACAUAUCCCCCCUUCUCCUCAACCUUUCGAAGAAAUACAUAUUGUCGAUGGCCCGAGACGUUACAGGAGGUAA